Molecule: messenger RNA, 2568 nt
Organism: Solanum verrucosum
Lineage: Eukaryota; Viridiplantae; Streptophyta; Magnoliopsida; Solanales; Solanaceae
Product: receptor kinase-like protein Xa21
Exons: 3
Coding region: 1-2568 (855 amino acids)
Biological process (GO): protein phosphorylation
Molecular function (GO): ATP binding; protein kinase activity; protein binding
Source: RefSeq, a predicted model, not a curated record
AUGGGGAACAUGUCAAAGCUUCAAGAUAUGUUUCUUGGAUGGAAUAAAUUGACAGGAAAUAUACCAAGUGAAAUUCAGAAUCUUCGAGCAAUUCAACAUCUAAGUCUUCGAAAUAAUGAAUUGGUCGGAACUUUUCCUCCUUCUAUGGGGAAUUUGUCGACUUUGGUGAUGCUAGAUAUUGGUGCUAAUAACCUUCAUGGAAACAUUCCUACAGAAUUUGCAAAACUUGUUAAUCUGAAAGAAAUAUAUCUUGGUUCAAAUAAGAUAACAGGUCAAAUUCUAGACUCUUUUUAUAACAUUUCUGGGUUAGAAACGAUCGCACUUGCAGCUAAUGAGCUUUCUGGAAGUCUACCUUCUAACUUUGCCCAUAACUUUCCAAAUCUUAAUGGCCUUUAUCUUGGGUUGAACCACUUUAGUGGGACAAUUCCUAGCUCCAUUUCAAAUGUUUCCAAGCUCACUUUCCUUGAUUUGGGCCACAAUUUUCUUAGCGGGGAUGUGCCGAUGAAUCUUGGAAAUUUACAGCAGCUUGAAGUGAUCAACUUGCAGUUGAAUCAACUGACAAAUGAUCCUUCCACAAGGGAAUUAAGUUUCCUUACUUCCCUAUCGAGCUGCAAGCACUUGAAGCGUAUACAACUAGGAUAUAAUGCAUUCAGAGGAACUUUUCCAAAGUCCUUAGCCUUCAGUAAUUGGUCUGAUUCUCUUGACGUAUUCAUCACCUCUGGAAACGACAUCACAGGUGAAAUCCCUGUUGAAAUCAGUAAGUUGAGUAACUUGGUGUGGUUAGGCAUUGGAAAGAAUCGUUUGAGUGGUUCAAUUCCUCAUGAAUUGGGAAACAUGAGGAAAUUGCAAAAGUUGACACUUUGGAAAAAUAAAAUAAAUGGUACCAUACCAGAAAGCUUAUGCAAUAUGGAGGUCUUAUUUCGACUUGACUUGAGUGAAAAUCAGCUUUCAGAUGAAAUACCAAGUUGUUUGGGAAAUCUCUCUUCUUUAAGAGAACUCUUUUUAGAUUCCAAUGCAUUGAGUUCCAAUAUUCCUCCAACUUUUUGGAGUAACAUCGGUAUAUCAACUCUGAGUUUGUCCUCCAAUUUUCUCAAUGGUUCUCUGCCUUUAGGAAUAGGAAGUUUGAGGAGUCUAAGCAAUUUAAAUUUAUCAAGAAAUCAAUUCUCAGGAGAAAUUCCGAGCACAAUUGGACAACUACAGAAUUUGGUGAAUCUUUCUCUGUCGAUGAACAAUUUUGAAGGUCUUAUACCUCAAUCAGUCGGAUACUUGGUUGCUCUUGCAUACUUGGAUUUAUCUGGAAAUAACCUUUCAGGUAUGAUCCCCGAGUCUCUGGUGAAUCUUAAACAACUUAGCUAUCUUAAUGUGUCUUUCAAUGCACUCACUGGUAAGAUUCCAAAUGGAGGACCUUUUGCUAAUUUGACAGCUGCAUCUUUCAUGGGGAAUGCUGAAUUGUGUGGACCAUCUCAAUUCAAUGUGGCGGAAUGCAGAAUUGGUGGCAUGAAAAGAAAAAACAAAAGGAGGGCAUUAACUUUUGCUCUUGCAUCAGUUGCUGUAGCAUUAGUAGUCACAACUAUUUUCAUGGUUUGGUUUCUCAAUUACCGAAAAAGAAGCAGACAACUUCCUAUACCAGAUUUGAUUGGUCAAUCCCAUCAGAGGAUCUCUUACUAUGAAGUUGUUCGAGGGACAAACAACUUUGAUGAAGCCAAUUUGAUUGGCAGGGGAGGCCUUGGUCUAGUGUACAAAGGAACACUCCAAGAUGGAAUUAUUGUUGCUGUAAAGGUUUUCAACACAGAAGUACAAGAUGCAUUUAGAAGAUUUGAUUUGGAGUGUGAGGUUUUACGUAACAUUCGCCAUAGAAAUCUUGUUAAGGUGAUAAGUAGUUGUGCUAAUCUUGAUUUUAAAGCAUUGGUUCUAGAGUACAUGCCAAAUGGAAACCUUGAUGCUUGGCUUUAUUCUCACAACAACUUUUUGGAUUUAAGCCAAAGAUUGAGGGUUAUGAUUGAUGUGGCUUCUGCAAUGGAAUAUUUACAUGAAGGUCAUUCUUUUGUUGUUGUACAUUGUGAUCUAAAACCAAGUAACAUACUUUUGGAUGGAGACAUGGUUGCAAGAGUCAGUGACUUUGGUAUAUCCAAAUUUAUGACAGCUGAUAAAUUGAUAGCACAAACGAAGACGUUAGGCACUAUUGGCUACAUGGCACCAGAAUAUGGAUCAGAAGGCUUAGUGUCAACCAUGGGAGAUGUUUAUAGCUAUGGUAUCAUGUUAAUGGAGACCUUUACAAGAAAGAAGCCCAUGGACGAUCUUUUCGUCGGAGAACUCAGCUUGAAGAGAUGGGUGUUUGAAUCAUUACCCGAUAGAGUGAUGGAUGUAGUGGAUGCUAAUUUAUUUUCAAGACAGGAUGAGCAGUUUUCAUUCAAAGAGACUUGCUUUAAGUUGGUAAUGGAAUUGGCCUUACAAUGUACAUCUGAAUCACCUCAAGAGAGAAUCAGUAUGAAAGAUGUCCUUGUAAGACUCAACAAGAUUCAAACCAACCUCUUGCAUUGUCCAACAACAAGCCAAAAUAGAAUGUAA